AGAAAAAAACAGAGACGUCCUGAAUUAGCACAUAUAUACAUACACACGAGAUGUAUACAAGUCAGCCACUGCUCGGACGCCUCGGACUAGCAGCCGCCACCAAGAUCGUUGCUUGGAAGGCGGCUGCGAACAUGUCGACGGCCACCCCAUCGCCGCCGUACGAGAAGCUUCUGAGCUUGGGAACCAAGAUCGUCGCCGUCGGCCGUAACUACGCCGCUCACGCCAAAGAACUCGGCAACGCCGUUCCCAAGGAACCGGUGUUGUUUCUGAAGCCGACGUCGUCUUACUUGGAAAAUGGCGGGAUGAUUGAGAUUCCAGAGCCGUUGGAGUCGUUGGAUCAUGAGGUGGAGCUUGCAGUUGUAAUCAGUAAAAAAGCUCGUGAUGUUCCAGAGGCCACUGCUAUGGACUAUGUUGGAGGUUAUGCACUUGGACUUGAUAUGACUGCCAGGGAAAUUCAAGCUUCUGCAAAGGUAUCUCUUUUUCAUUACAUAUGCCAGUCUGCAGGUCUUCCAUGGACUAAAGCCAAAGGGCAGGACACGUUCACACCAAUUAGCUUUGUUCUACCCAAAUCCGUUGUGCUCGACCCUCAUAACCUAGAAUUGUGGUUAAAGGUAGAUGGAGAGAUUCGACAGAAAGGCUCAACAGAGGAUAUGAUAUUUAAGAUCCCUUAUCUGAUUAGCCACAUAAGCUCCAUUAUGACUCUUCUUGAAGGAGAUGUUAUUCUAACAGGCACACCUCAAGGCUGUGGCCCCGUCAAAGCAGGGCAAAAGAUUACUGCUGGCAUAACAGGCCUCCUGGAUGUUCAUUUUGAUGUUGGACACCGCAAACGGCCUUAGAGCAAUUGAGGUAAAGGCAUCCACGAGAUGCUGUGGCUGGGCAGCUAGUGUAGUGUAGCAAUGCGUUGCAACUACUUAAUUCUAAUGUCAACAAUGCGGUUGAUGCCAGGUAAUCCAAGCUUUGAUUUCAUAGAAUGAUAGUAUUUGUUUUCUCAAUGUAGGGCAACACCAAAUAAACUUGUUGAUUGUCAUUCUACUUGAGCCCCUUACCAUGGAGAUCAAUAUAGUUGCCUGAAGAACUUUUGUACUUGGCUUCACAUUUUUCAUGUACAAUAAUCAAAAUGCUCUCCUGGAGUUGACAUGCAAGCUAUUUAUGUACUAGUGAAUAUGAAUUCUGUUAUCUAGGGCA
Messenger RNA from Rhododendron vialii, 1185 nucleotides. RefSeq names its product probable acylpyruvase FAHD1, mitochondrial. NCBI's taxonomy places the organism in Eukaryota, Viridiplantae, Streptophyta, Magnoliopsida, Ericales, Ericaceae. The transcript has 7 exons. Gene Ontology annotation, cellular component: mitochondrion. Gene Ontology annotation, molecular function: acetylpyruvate hydrolase activity. The record is from RefSeq and is a predicted model, not a curated record. The coding region runs from base 51 to 836 and encodes 261 amino acids.